Coffea eugenioides is the source of this 830-nucleotide messenger RNA. RefSeq lists its product as uncharacterized. Lineage: Eukaryota; Viridiplantae; Streptophyta; Magnoliopsida; Gentianales; Rubiaceae. The record is from RefSeq and is a predicted model, not a curated record. The coding region runs from base 136 to 561 and encodes 141 amino acids. The transcript has a single exon.
CUUCCUUCUCCAAAUAUAAUUCAUACCUACCUGGCAGCAUUUCCUCCUUUUUGCCUUUAAACUUCCCUCUAGUAGUAACUUCAAAACAGAAAUAAACAAAACCAGCCGGCCACCUGCGCUGCAAAUUACAAUACCAUGGAAGGUCUCAUUCCAAUGGUUUACAGGAGCAUCAAGAAAAGCACGUCUCGGCGCCACUACGAACAUCUGGGCUCAGGUACUAGCACUGCACCAGCAGCACAAAGCUACAACAUUGCUGAUUUUUAUGCCAAUGGUGAUGAUCAGGACUACGUGAUGAUGAAGGGACGAUAUGCUGCUGCUGAUCAUCAUCAUCAUCAUGAGAAGAAGGUUGAUGAUGAUGGCGGCUUCGGUAUUAUUUAUGAAGAGAAAGUUAAGGGACACCAAGACUUCCGCCACCGGCGCUACAAGUCCUUCAGCGUUGAUUAUAGGGGCGGCAGUUUUACACCGGAGAAUAGAACAGGAACAGGAGCAGGAGCAGCCCAGUCCAAGAAACUAGUGCGUUUCAGGAGCCAUAGAUUCUUCUCCUGCGUGACGGGUGCAUAACUAAUUUGCUUCUGAUGCUCCCUCCCUCCAAGUAGCACUGUCUUGAAUCAUCUUCAAGCUACGUUGUUGUUGUCAUGAUGAUGAUUGUGUUGUUAUUGCUGUUGUCUUAUUCAUUUGUUGUGGUUUUGUCUGAAAUUAGAUUAAAUUGAAGGAAAUGAUCCAUUCUAGUUAUUAAGCUAGAUUUCUUUAGGCUGCUGCUCGGUGCCAUGUAAAAUUGUACAUAUCAUCUUCUUCAUCAUCAUUAAUAAUACAUUCUUAUUUCAGUCAAA